AUGGGGACCGUUCUGUCGCUGUCCCCCGGCUCUCGUAAGUCCGGUUACUAUGACAACCGGCCCGGCUCCCUCAGCCACUACCCAAGCCUCAGCAGCCGCUCGCUCAACAGCCAGAAGGACCGCGGCCUGAAGAGGGGUCAGUCCAUCUUCCUGCCGGCGCUCACGUGGAAGCGACUGGUGGCCUCCACCAAGAAGAAGGGCAACUCCAAGAAGGGCUCCGGGGGUCCGGGGCCCCUCGGCGACCCGCUCAACAACAACAACAACAUCAACAUCUACCAGAAGGACCCGGUGCUGCACCUGAACCGCGAGAAUGUGAAGAAGUCUCUUUCGUGUGCCAACCUGUCCAGCUACGAGGGCCCGGCGGGUCUGGGUCUGGGUCUGGGCUACGGUCUAGGUCUGGGUCAGGGUCACGGGUACAGCUACAGUAAAUCCCAGCAGCUGUCGUCGGUGAAGAAGGUCCCUCAGGGCGCCGUGACCUCCUCCCCGAAGCGCGUCAUCGUCCAGGCGUCCACCAGCGAGCUGCUGCGCUGCCUGGGAGAGUUCCUGUGCUGCCGCUGUUACCGCCUGAAGCACCUGUCCCCCGCCGACCCCGUGCUGUGGCUGCGUGCCGUCGACCGCUCGCUGCUGCUGCAGGGCUGGCAGGACCAGGCCUUCGUCACGCCGGCCAACGUGGUCUUCGUCUACAUGCUGUGCCGGGACGUGGUGGACGGAGACCUGGUGGCGUCGGAGCACGAGCUGCAGGCCAUCCUGCUCACCUGCCUCUACCUGUCCUACUCCUACAUGGGCAACGAGAUCUCCUACCCGCUCAAGCCCUUCCUGGUGGAGGCGGGGAAGGAGGCCUUCUGGGACCGCUGCCUCGCCAUCAUCGACGCCACCAGCUCCAAGAUGCUGCGCAUCAAUGCAGACCCGCACUUCUUCACACAGGUGUUCGCUGAACUGAAGAGCGAAGGCGGCUGCGCCCCCCAGGACUACAGCCGCGUGCUGGACCGGUGA
Messenger RNA from Seriola dumerili (greater amberjack), 993 nucleotides. Its product is annotated as cyclin-dependent kinase 5 activator 1-like. NCBI's taxonomy places the organism in Eukaryota, Metazoa, Chordata, Actinopteri, Carangiformes, Carangidae. The transcript has a single exon. Gene Ontology annotation, molecular function: protein kinase binding; cyclin-dependent protein serine/threonine kinase activator activity. The coding region runs from base 1 to 993 and encodes 330 amino acids. Gene Ontology annotation, cellular component: protein kinase 5 complex; cytoplasm. The record is from RefSeq and is a predicted model, not a curated record. Gene Ontology annotation, biological process: activation of protein kinase activity; positive regulation of cyclin-dependent protein serine/threonine kinase activity; brain development.